Molecule: messenger RNA, 4128 nt
Organism: Phascolarctos cinereus (koala)
Lineage: Eukaryota; Metazoa; Chordata; Mammalia; Diprotodontia; Phascolarctidae
Gene: HPS5
Product: HPS5 biogenesis of lysosomal organelles complex 2 subunit 2
Biological process (GO): developmental pigmentation
Cellular component (GO): cytoplasm
Molecular function (GO): protein binding
Source: RefSeq, a predicted model, not a curated record
GUGCGCCCGACGCUCCCGACUGACGUAAGCAGGGUGAAGUUGGAGGCUGGAGCUUCCCGGCUGGCUGUUAGGUUCCUAGCGCGUGGUAGAGCUCCUGAGUGAGUAAUACUGUAUCUAUUAUACUACCAGUUUACCUUACUAGCCAGAUGACUUUGGUUCCAAGAAUACCAGAGUCCUCUAGCCAUGUCCUGGCAGAGUUUGAGUCUUUGGAUCCAUUGCUGUCUGCUCUCAGGUUGGAUUCCAGUCGCCUGAAGUGCACAAGUAUAGAUGUGUCUCGAAAGUGGCUGGCCCUGGGCAGCUCAGGAGGAGGACUCAACCUCAUUCAAAAAGAAGGCUGGGAACAGAGACUUCUUCUUUCCCACAGGGAAGGUGCUGUUUCUCAGGUUGCCUGUUGUUUACAUGAUGACGACUAUGUUGCUGUAGCCACCAGUCAAGGUUUUGUAGUAGUUUGGGAAUUAAAUCAGGAGCGUCGUGGGAAACCAGAACGAAUUUAUGUAUCUUCAGAACACAAAGGACGGAGAGUUACAUCUCUCUGUUGGGACACAGCUGCUCUUAGAGUUUUUUCAGGAGACCAUUUGGGAAGAGUUUCUGCCAUCAAACUGAACACAUCCAAACAAGGAAAGGCAGCUGCUACCUUUAUGAUGUUCCCGGUUCAGACGAUAACAACAGUUGACUCUCGAAUAGUACAGUUAGAUUAUUUGGAUGGAAGAUUGCUUGUAUCUUCACUUACUCGAUCCUUCUUAUGUGAUACUGAGAGGGAAAAGUUUUGGAAAAUUGGUACUAAGGAGAGAGAUGGAGAAUAUGGAGCUUGUUUUUUCCCAGGAAGAAGCUCUGGGACUCAGCAGCCCCUCAUAUAUUGUGCUCGCCCUGGCUCUAGAAUGUGGGAGGUGAGCUUUGAAGGAGAAGUUCUGAGUACACACCAGUUCAAGAAACUUCUCUCCUCAUCACCUCUUCCUGUGAUUAAUCUAAGAUCAGAGCCUGAAUUUAAUAGUACAGUUGGUUCAUCUCAGUCUUUGACCUUUCCCAAACUCUUAUAUCUAAGUGAGCACUAUGUCUUGACUUGGAAUGAAAGAGGCAUUUAUAUUUUUAUUCCCCAGAAUGUUCAAGUUCUUCUUUGGAGUGAAGUCAAAGAUAUUCAGGAUGUGGCUGUUUGCAGGAACGAGCUGUUCUGUCUCCACAUGAAUGGAAAAGUCUCACAUUUGUCACUAUUGUCUGUGGAGCGCUGUGUGGAUCGCCUGCUUAGGAGAAGCCUGUGGGCUUUGGCUGCCCAUACUUGCCUUCUGUUCCAAAACUCCAUCGUCCUUGGCCGAGCAAGAAAAACUUUACCUGUUGACAAGUUAGAGCACUUGAAAUCACAACUGGAUAUCACAACCCACAGUGAUCUAAUUGCUCAACUGGAAGAAUUGAUUUCAAAAUUGGAACCUUUAGAUUCUGCCUGCAGCAGUAGGAGAAGCUCCAUUUCCUCACAUGAAAGUUUCAGUAUCUUAGACUCUGGCAUUUAUCGUGUCAUUAGUCGAAGAGGCAGCCAGUCAGAUGAAGACUCUUCUUCCCUUCAUAGCCAAACACUUUCAGAAGAUGAGAGACUUAAGGAAUUCACUGUACAGCAUGAAGAAGACCGCCCAGACCAGGACACUGUGUCUCAUGCUUCAGUGACAGAUGAGUCAGAUCGGAAUGAAGCUUUUCUUCCAUUUGGCAUUCCAUUAUCAUUUCGUUCUUCAUCUCCUCUCGCCUCUCUUCAGGCUGUCAAGGAAAGUGUUUCUAGUUUUGUGCGGAAAACUACUGAAAAGAUUGGCACACUUCAUUCAAGUCCUGAUUUGAAAAUGAGAACUGAACCCAGAGGUGAGCAGCCUCAUGAGGAGGAUGCUAACAUAAUGACCUGUCCCCAGGAAGAUGAAAAUGAGAGAGAUGUGAAAAGUCAGUCUUCAGAAGAAGAUAAGUUACAAGAACUCAAUGCAGCGACUACUGAGACAGUAUUGAAGCUUCAGGAUCCUCAGGUUCUAUUUCAGCCUACGUCUCUGAGACUGGUUCUACAGGAGUGGCUUUUACACUUAGAAAAAGCAUUUGCAGUGGAGGAUCUUUCCAGCAUUUCAGAGGCUGUCAACUCACAUGCAAAGACAGACCAGGAUAUGCCUUUGCUUGAUGAAUCUAAAAAAGAAAUUUUAGAAGCAAAUAUUGGACAAGAACAAAAUAGUUGUUCAGAUGGUGAAAAUUCUGUAGGCAAAAUAGCAAAUGAACCAGUAAACUAUCUGAGGGAAACGUCAGAUGACCUUUUUCGAAUACAUGCACCGUAUUCCAUAGAAAACAGUCUUCAGAAGAACCUGGCUGAACUGACAACUCUGUGUCUGGAGUUAAAUGUAUUUAGUUCUAAUGUCACAGGUAUAAACAUGGAUCAAGAUUUACAGCGGACCAUUCCAGGGAUUCCUGCUUGUCAGUUUAUAAAGAAGUACUUUUUUCUGUUGGACUUGGAAAGAGUAAAGCAGUGUGUCAAGAUUAGAUACUCUGACAGUCCCAGGGUUUGGGAUACUUAUGUUGAAGGGCUGAAAGAAAUGGCAUGUUCCAGUCCUGUGCCUCUAGAGAUGGAAGAUGGAGAUAUGUUGACAGUGUUAAAGUUCUUAGAUGACUUGGCCCAUUCAGACAGCCCUCUGUUUAUGGCCCAUGUCAUUAGGCUUUAUGAAAAGUUUGGGGGAAAAGCCCUUAGGUGCUUGGUCAAGUUCUUCCCAUCCAUUAUGCCGUCAGAUGUCAUGCAGCUUUGCCGGAAUCAUCCAGCCCACUUUUUAGUCUAUUUGGACAGUCUUGUGAAAUCAAAGCCUGAAGAUCAGAGAUUGUGCUUCCUUGACUCUCUUCUUCAGCCUGAAUCUUUAAAAUUGGAUUGGCUGCUUUUGGCAGUGACCCAUGACACCCCAGAAAGGACAUGCACCAUGGAUGAUAAGGGACAUCCUAGGUCCCAUUCACAUUUGCUCACCUGGGGUUACAGACACCUGAUUCUGCUUCUGAUUAAGCUUCCAGCUAGUUUUGUAAUCAAAGAAAAGAUGGUUGAUAUUUGUAAGUCUCAUGGCUUCUGGCCUGGCUAUCUUACUCUUUGUUUUGAGCUGGAUAGAAGAAAAGAAGCCUUCACUAAUAUGGUAUAUAUGAAUGAUAUGAGAAUUGUGGGCGCAGAAAACAGUUGGAUCCCAGAGACAGUGGACGAAUGGAAGCUUCUGUUGAAUCUUGCAUCUAGCAGUGCUAAUGAAUCAGCCCCUCAGGAGACACCAGACAGAAACGUCAGUGGUGACGGUUCCUCCAGCCCUCCCCUCAUCACUGUAGAGAAUGUGGCUCUCCUGUUAGCCAAGGCCAUGGGCCCAGAUCGGGCCUGUGCAUUGUUGCAGGAGUGUGGCUCAACACUGGGAUUGUCUGAGAGAUUUACCAGAACCUGCAACAUCCUGAGGAUUGCUGAGAAGAGGCAGAGAGCAUUGAUCCAAAGCAUGCUUGAAAAGUGUGACCGUUUUCUGUGGUCCCAGCAGGCCUAGUAGGAGAGGACCAGGGAGGACAGUCAUGAAGUUUUGUGGGAAAAAACCCAACCAGUGCCUUUGGAAUCCUUGGAUAUACCAUCCUAUAUCCCCUUGUUGGAUGAAAGACGAAGAUGGUCUGAUGGCCUUCACAUAUGCUGUGGAAAUCAUAGUGUUAAUUAAAUCUGACUUUGGAAGGCUGCCUUCGUGCUCAAAUGGAGUUCUGCACUGACUUACUAAGAACAGAGUCUAUGUUACUGUAAGCCUGAGAGAUGCUUACCCAGCUGCCUCUCCAGUCACAUGAGGAGAGAGUUGUACUGACCAGAAUGAGGGCAAAGGCUGUCUGUUUUUAAACAAGGCAACUGUUGUGUGAAAUAUUUCAACUAUAAUGAUUAGUAGACAGAACUAAUUAUGCAGGACACAAAUUGUGUAUUUAAAUUAAAUUACUGAAUUUUAAAAUCAGAUUAAAUAUUUCACUGUGUAUUCUCCAAUAUUUAUUUGACAUCUUACAAUAUAUACUCAGAUACAGCCUCCUGUUUCUCUAUCCAAAAUGCUUUAUUGCUGCGCUUACCUAAAUUGAAUGGUUCCAGACAAUUAUGCCCUUUAAUAUAAUGCUCUUAAUAAAAGCUAGCUGGUACUAUCA